UGUUCGGGUGUUCCGGGAAGCGUAAUCUUUAUCUUAGUCUUUGAUAGAAGAAUAGGAGCCUUGAGGGAACAGCAUGUACCAGAGGGUGGGCAGCAGUUUGGGUCAUGGUAGGUCCUAGGACACUAUGGUCAGGAAGAAGCGAUCAGACCGAAGAGCCAGGCUUCUAAGCAAGGAAGGACCAGUGGAAAAUGAAAACCUCAGACUUGUAGAAGAGAAUGACUUUCUUGCUGAAUAGGGCUGAGGUCAGGGCUAUUUGCCUGGUGAGACACAGAAACCCUCAGCGAGAGCCCUGAGAAAGGAAAGCAGAGGGGCAGGAGGUGAUAGGAUUCCAGAGGAAGAUAGAUGAAGACUGAAAGAAGAGUCCGAAGAUAAGAUCACAACCCAGGCAGGGCUAGGAAAGCCAGGAGAAGUGAAGUCCCAUGGUGUCCAUCCUCCAUGUUUGCCUCCACUCCCUCCUGCACUCAUGCUUGUACCUUCGAUGGUAUGACGAGGAGUUGCUGCAGAGGAGAAGAUGAAUUCUUGAAGUGUUUAGGACUGAUGUAUGUCUGGGCUCUGACACCAACCUCUGCAUCAGUGCCCUGAUUCAGACCCUCGUUGCAAACCUGCCCACUUUAGUAGCCAGGAGAACUUGGAUGAAGUUUGGAGCUUAGGUGCUGACUGAGCCCAAGGGUAGAGCCACCAAUUAGAUAGCCAAGGAAGACGUAGGUGCCCAUAUGGCUCCUAUAGCAUACUCCUGGAAAAAUCACUUAAGUCUCUGUGUCCUCUUGCUUCUGGGGACAGUCUCUAUGCCUGAGAGACUGAGGUCGGCAGUCUGUUUGUUGUAUCCUCUGAGCCACCCCCCCACCCAUCAAGUCUGGGUUGCAGAUCCCCACCCUAGGGCAUGACUUCUUCUGAUUGCUUUGUCUUGAACUCCUGGGAGUUCCCCAUCCCUCCCAGGGUAGUUUGAAGAAGUCACUUUCCAUCUGUUAAAUGGGAGCUAGGGACCUGACCCAGGCAGAUAAGGUAUCCUGAGGUAGACCUCUUUUAAGAGCUUUUCCUUCCAGGUUAUAGGGAAUGGCCGGGCACCCAGAGGCAACCUGGGUGUGGAGACUGAUUUCAGGAGGCCACCAAAAGUCCCCACUGGAAUCUUAACUGCCCUCCCCUCCAAGAUUAACUGAAACUUGCUAAUUGUGGCAACCCUCACAUGUUCCCCUCCCCCACCGCCUCUUCCUCUCACCCCUCCCCCUUUCAUCAGAAUGAUAAAGAAAGGGCCUGGCCUGACUGUCCCAGCAUGGCCUCGGGCUGGGACCCAGCCUCAACACACAGUCCGUCUACCCUGAGCCCUCGGUUAGGCCAGGCCCCAGCCCAGGGCUGCCUUCCUUGCAUGGGGCCUUGCAACAACUCUCAUCUGAGGCCUCCAGAGGCAGAGUCUCCUUCAAAGACCCUCAAGAGGAGGAAGAAGAGAUACCUACGGCAUGACAAGCCCCCUUACACCUACCUGGCCAUGAUCGCCUUGGUAAUUCAGGCUGCACCCUUCCGGAGGUUGAAGCUGGCCCAGAUUAUCCGUCAGGUCCAGGCAAUGUUCCCCUUCUUCAAGGACGACUAUGAGGGCUGGAAGGACUCCAUCCGCCACAACCUUUCCUCUAACCGGUGCUUCCAUAAGGUGCCCAAGGACCCUUCAAAGCCCCAGGCCAAGGGCAACUUCUGGGCGGUGGACGUGAGCCUGAUCCCAGCGGAGGCGCUGCGCCUUCAGAACACUGCCUUGUGCCGGCGAUGGCAGAACCGGGGUGCACACAGAGCUUUCGCCAAGGACCUGAGCCCCUACGUGCUCCACGGCAAGCCUUAUCGGCCACCCAGUCCCCCUCCUCAGUCCAGGGAGGGUUUCAGCAUCAAGUCACUACUAGGGGACCCUGGGAAAGAAUCAACGUGGGCCCAGCAGCCUGGGCUAGCUGGACAGAGCAGCCCAGCUCAGGCAGGCACCUGGUCUACGAGGGAAGAAGGGGUGUGCACUGUGCCCUCUAACUCCUCCUCUGAGAAGCCUCUGUGGCCCCUCUGUUCCCUUCCAGGGCCCACAGGAGUAGAAGGGGAGAGUUCCCAAGGGGAAGUCAUCAGGCCUUCUCCCCUUUCCACAGAGCAAAGCACCUGGCCCCUCCACUUACUUCAGGGUUCCCCAGAUCCCACGGGAAUGUCCAGGAGGGGGAGCAGAGCUUCCUUGUGGGGACAGCUACCCACCUCUUAUUUGCCCAUCUACACUCCCAAUGUAGUAAUGCCCUUGGCCACACUACCGCCCACCUCUUGUCCCCAGUGCCCAUCUUCAACCAGCCCAGCCUACUGGAGCGUAGGAACUGAAUCUCAAGGGUCCCGGGACCUCCUCUGUGAUCUAGAUUCCCACUUUCAGGGAGCACCACCCAACAAGAGCAUCUAUGACGUGUGGGUCAGCCACCCUUGGGACCUGGCUGCUCCUGCCCCAGCCUGGCUCCUUUCCUGGUACAGCCUUUGAUAUUUCAGGGCAGACAGGGGCUGCUUCUUUCUUCCACCCAUAAAUAUCAUUUUGAUAAAGAACCAGAGCUAGGAGCAUGUCGACAGCAACAGCUUUAAAACACCAGGCACAGCC
Molecule: messenger RNA, 2593 nt
Organism: Meriones unguiculatus (Mongolian gerbil)
Lineage: Eukaryota; Metazoa; Chordata; Mammalia; Rodentia; Muridae
Gene: Foxh1
Product: forkhead box H1
Exons: 3
Coding region: 1184-2479 (431 amino acids)
Biological process (GO): regulation of DNA-templated transcription
Molecular function (GO): sequence-specific DNA binding; DNA-binding transcription factor activity
Source: RefSeq, a predicted model, not a curated record